CCUCAUGACUAACUAAACCAUGGCUCCAAGUGCCACAUCCAAUCCCUUUUUGAACACCACUGGGCAAAGUUCCAGGACCGACCUCCAGCCUGAGCCAGACUCUGCACCCCAGGCACACCACAGUGCCCAGCCAUGGAUCUGCUGAGUGCCUGCAGCCACCCAUGCUGGUUCCUGCUCACACUGCUUCUGGGGCUGCUCCUCUGGGCACAGAGGAGACAACGCUGGGACCCCCGCGGGUGUCCCACUGACCUGACCGGCAAGACAGUGAUCGUUACCGGAGCCAACAGCGGGAUUGGCAAAUGUGUGGCCAUGGACCUGGCCCGCAGGAACGCCCGCACCAUCCUGGCGUGCCGGAGCCAGGAGCGGGGCCAGGCGGCGGUGGAGGAGAUCCGGGCGGCCACCGGCAACCCCGCAGUGCUGCUGCGGGUGCUGGACACCAGCUCGCUGGCCUCGGUGCGAGCCUUCGCCCAGGCUGUGCUGCAGGAGGAGACGCGGCUGGACGUGCUGGUCAACAACGCCGGCGUCACCGGUACGCUCCGCGCCCGGGGUCAGGGUCGGGCCCCCGCCAGCCCCGGCCACAGUCCAGCUUCUCCUCGCCGCCCGGCUCCUGGCCAACCUGUCCCCCCUCGCCCAGGGCUGCCUUUCACUGUCACGCCGGAGGGCCUGGAAAUGACCUUCGCCACCAACCACCUGGGCCCCUUCCUGCUUACCAACCUGCUGCUGGAGCUGCUGAAGGCCUCGGCGCCUGCCCGCGUGGUCAACGUCUCGUCGCUGCGGCACAGCGCGGGCACCGCUGACGGCCGGUACCUCACCGGGCAGCGGCGGCCCAGGGGCUACGACGCUGCCUACAACAGCACCAAGCUGAUGAACGUCCUCUUCAGCGCCGAGCUGUCCCGGCGGCUGCACGGCACAGGGGUGACCAGCAAUGUGCUGAGUCCUGGCGUGGUGAGCACCAGCAUCAUGCGGCACUUCGGCUGGGCCAUGCGCACCCUCUUCUUCCUCCUCCGCCCCCUCAUAAAGUCGCCGGAGCAGGGCGCCAUCAGCACCAUCUACUGCGCUGUGGCAGAGGAGGUGUCGGGCAUCACAGGCAAGUACUUCAAGAGCGACUGCAGGCUGGCACUGCCCGCCCCGGCCGGGCGCGACGCUGCGCUGGCUCGCAAGCUCUGGGAGGAGUCGGAGAGGCUGACAGGGCUUGGGGACAGACCCCAGCACUGAACCAGCAGUGGCUGUGCCACACCUGAUGUUGCCAGCUGCUGUGCCAGGAUCCCUGCAGCUCCCUGGAACGUAGGGAUGGAUACUGCCAGGGGGACACCGGUGCCAUGUGGGUGCUGGGCAGUCUGUGCCAGGGUGCA
Dryobates pubescens (Downy woodpecker) is the source of this 1352-nucleotide messenger RNA. RefSeq names its product retinol dehydrogenase 13-like. The coding region runs from base 133 to 1215 and encodes 360 amino acids. Lineage: Eukaryota; Metazoa; Chordata; Aves; Piciformes; Picidae. The transcript has 5 exons. The record is from RefSeq and is a predicted model, not a curated record.